This is a messenger RNA of Oncorhynchus keta (chum salmon), 3931 nucleotides long. RefSeq names its product tumor necrosis factor-like. Gene Ontology annotation, biological process: immune response. The transcript has 4 exons. Gene Ontology annotation, cellular component: membrane. NCBI's taxonomy places the organism in Eukaryota, Metazoa, Chordata, Actinopteri, Salmoniformes, Salmonidae. The record is from RefSeq and is a predicted model, not a curated record. Gene Ontology annotation, molecular function: tumor necrosis factor receptor binding. Bases 2692 to 3432 code for a protein of 246 amino acids.
UUUAUCAGGACGGUGGAAGCAGGUGGCAAAGAGUGUAGGAACUGGGAGAGAGAUCACACAAAUAGAACUUCAGGUUCAAUUUACGGAAGUAGAUCUCAAAUUAAGAUCAGAAGUGAAAUAUAUAUUUUCUGUCAGCAAUACUCUAUUUCCAGUAUAUGAAUCCAUGUCAAGUUACAAAUGCACAAGAAAUGGUGAUGUCCAUGAGACAAACAGUAACAUAAGCAAUUCAUCAAAUUGACAGACCUAUUGAUCACUGGUCAGGAAAACCUCGAUAUGCCUGGAGUGGACACUAUCCUGUGGGCGGCAGCAAGGAUACAUUAACUAGGUAAAAGGUCAUGUACAGCCUCAGGUCAUGUACAGGUAAUACCAACAAUGACCCAAUUGCUCUUUCAGACAAUGGGAGAAUGAAUCACCCACCUUACACCUCUAAGGGUGUGUCGCUACCUUCUUAGAACAUAAACAGGUACCUGGUUCAAAAACCUAGAAAAAGCCUGCUUCUCUGUUUUUAGAAGUAAUCCCUGAGGUAACUUGGCUGGACGUGAAAUAUCCCGUUGGUUCUGUGAAUAAGGUCAACAGGAGGAUGAGCCCUAAUGGGACCUAAACUUGCCUGAUACUUGAACCCUGUGACCCCAAGCCAAUGCCCAGACUAGUAAGGCUAAUGCACUGUUCUGGUGGGAGACCCAGCUUUGAACCCUAUCAGUUACAGAUAGGUGAAUACAAUAUAGGGCCAGAUGUAUCAUUACUUAAAGGGUGAUGGAAGGCUUUUAACAUUUCAGUCAUGCUUAUUCAGAGCAAUUGGGGUUCAAUUUCAUGCUCAAGGGCACAUCAGAAAGAAGGGCAUUGCGAUAUGAAGUCUCAGGUAGAUGUUUCCUCCCAUUAUCACAAUACUUAAGUUUCUCACAAUGAAAAGGUCUUUCUUUCCUCAAUAGAAUUCAGUAUGAGAGGUUCCUGUGUUAUAUUUCAGCUCACCACUGAAGUUUUACCUAUUGCUUCCCUGCUCUUUCCAAGAUCUUGCAGUUGGCGUGUAUUUUGCAGGUUGUAAUAGUCUUGGAAACAUUGUUACACACUAACGUAGGAAUAAAUCAAAUCAAUCUGAGAGAUGUAUCAGUAUAACGACUGAAUGACUAUACAUAAAACAUUGCGAAAUACUCCAUACUUCCCUGACGGUCAUACCUAUAUUGCUUGUAUUUGCACAUAAGAAUACGUAAGGAAACAGUGACACAGUGCAUGUGAAACAGUGUUACGGGACAAUACUCCAAGCUACCUUUACCAGCGGUGAUACAUUGAUUGCCCUGAUACACUACAUUGAAACUGCAGUCUGCGGCUCGGUCUGGUCACCCCAGCUACUUGUUUUGGUAGACAGCCAAGGACUGGGACUGGCGAAAUGUAAAUCAUCAAAUCACAGUUCAUUUAAAGUGCAUUUAACAAAAGCCUCAAUACCCCUUACAACACCAAAAAAACAUGACUUAAGAAGAAAGCAAGAAAUAACCACUCUCACGUUCAUAGACAGAGCUAUGGAUGCAAAUACGAUCAAAAUGAUCGUUUUAACCAUGUUUGGAAGCUAUACAGUGCUUUGUUUCAUCACUAAUUGAUAACUGAUUUAACAGAAACAGAAAUGAGAUGAAACAAUAUACAAACAAAACUCAGAUCAGGUAGUGUAUGGGUGAUGGAAAUCCCACAAAUCAACCGCGUUCUGCUCCGUACUCGCUCAACCAGUCAGGGAGGGCAGCGAAAUAAGGAAGCCAGAUUGGGUCAAUAAAGAGAAGUCAAAAACCUGUUUAGGGGUUUGGAAAGGUUUAUGUACGAAACCAGUUCCGAAACAAAAAGAGGGAUAUUUACAAGUCUUUUUUGUUUCUCCUGAGCCUGUCCUUGUAUACCCUCAAAUGUAUUGUGAUUGUGUAGCUGUAGAAGCAUUACAUUUACAUCCAGUUAUUAACAACUUCAGUGCAACAAGUUCUAUGUAAUCAAUAAAUAUCAUCAUUGUUUACUAUUUGAAAUGUAUGACAAUUACUAGACAUAUAGUAUUACAAACAGCUGGUGAAUGAGACUGAAUAGAAAUCACAAACUAAAGUUCAAGUCAAGAUACUGUAAGUGGCUUUGCUACACUUUACAUUAAGUAGCAAAGAUACCAUGGAGUUUAUUCAAACGCAUUGUGUAAUUACAUAAUUAUACGGGUGACUUAUUGAGAAUUCCUUGUUUUAUGUAAAUGCAGUUUCAGUAUAUAGCUGAGAAGUUGCCGUACAUUCUGGUUACCAAAUGGAAAAAACUACAUCGUUGCACAAGUAAUUCACGUUCAAGUUGCACGUCCUGUUUUGCCUUAACCCCAUCCUGCAACCACACCUACCCAUUGGAAUCCCAGUUUGGUGGAGCUGGUCUGUGGAUUUUAUUUUCCUUUGAACCAUAACCAUCUCUCCACAGCCAGUUUUCUGCUGCUACUCUGCUAUGUCUACACUCACUGGGUGACAUCACUGGAGUUUCCCCUUUUGUGCCAAUAGCAGGCCGAGCAUAAAAACGACAGGGCUUCUGGCAGAAGUCCAUUCUAACAAACGAGCAAAACACAGGACACCUAUCAAGCUACAACUCUGUCAAAACAAAAAAAAGAUAUUUAGGAGAUAUUCGGGCAAAUAUUCAGUCGCUAGACUUUUUCACUGCCACCAAGAGCCAAGAGUUUGAACCUCGUUCAACAGCAGUAUGGAGGGGUAUGCGAUGACACCUGAAGACAUGGAGAGGGGCCCUGUGUACAACACAACGGUGACAGCUGUCGCUGAGGGAAAGGCCUCCAGAGGUUGGCUAUGGAGGCUGUGUGGGGUCCUCUUAAUAGCAGUUCUAUGUGCGGCAGCAGCCCUACUCUUUGCAUGGUGUCAGCAUGGAAGACUGGCAACGAUGCAGUACGAAAUGGAGCCUCAACUGGAGAUACUCAUUGGUGCAAAAGAUACCCACCAUACAUUGAAGCAGAUUGCCGGCAAUGCAAAAGCAGCCAUCCAUUUAGAGGGUGAAUACAAUCCUAAUCUUACCGCUGACACCGUGCAGUGGAGAAAGGAUGACGGCCAGGCUUUUUCCCAGGGCGGGUUCGAGCUACAGGGGAACCAAAUCCUCAUCCCACACACUGGGCUCUUCUUCGUUUACAGCCAGGCUUCGUUUAGGGUCAAGUGCAAUGGCCCGGGCGAGCAUACCACUCCUCUGAGUCACAUUAUUUGGCGCUAUUCGGACUCCAUCGGGGUUAAUGCUAAUCUUCUUAGCGGGGUAAGGUCAGUUUGUCAACGAAACUACGGUGAUGCUGAGUCCAAAAUUGGCGAAGGCUGGUACAAUGCAGUUUACCUUGGUGCGGUGUUUCAGCUGAAUGAAGGGGACAAACUGUGGACUGAGACCAAUCGACUGACCGACGUGGAGCCUGAGCAGGGCAAGAACUUCUUUGGUGUGUUUGCACUGUGAUGAGAGAGAGGCAGGCCAGAGAUGAAUAUUUGUUAAAACAGUUUUAUGUUAAAACUCUUAUUUUAGUGUUGCAAUUUUAUGGUAACUAAGCCAUCUCAAAGGAGAUUGGUCUAAUCUUAAUGGUUAUUUUUGUAAACUGCAACAGUUUGAGAAAUGAUUAUUGUUUGUCCACACAUGAUUGUCCAUUCUCUAUAUUGUAGACUUUGCACCAAAUAAUAUUAUGACUUCCGGUUAUUUAUAUUAACUUAAAAAAAUGAUAUUUACUAUUUAUAUGAAAAUACAAUAGGCUACUGUGGAGUACUGUAGUAUAAGUUAUCUUGAUUCACAUAAGUCUAGCAGUAGCCUAUACUAGGCCUAUCAGAAUACAGUACUACAAUAUUAAGUUAUUUUAUUUAAUGUACUGAUGUACUAAUGUUUAUUUAAAUGUGAUUGUGUUGUAUUUUAUUUGUCAUCUAUUCAGUGUGCUUGAAUCAACUAAUAAAUUCAAAAUCUUCUCAAA